UUUUUUUUUUAUUUAUUGUUUUGAGCUUGAUGAACCAAGACAGUCAGUUUAGUUUGGGUCUUGAAAAUACUCAAAAACCCAACAGUCGUUUGUCAUUUGAUCAUUCCGAUAAUGACAUCAAACGUAGACGACUUGUUUCAGAAGUCCCAACUCGAUCGCCACAAGGAUCUGCCAAUGUAAGAGACUGCCAUGUCCAUCGGAAACUGAUUCUAUUAGACUCUAGAAGUGCAGUCUGCACCUAACCUGUCAACACCACCGGUAUCGCAACAAAUGAACCAAUUACAUAUUCAGGAUAGUCCACCUAAAUCAAGACAACAAUUGUUUUUGGAACAAAUGCAUAUUCGUAAUCAAAUCAGUAAGAACAAAGAAACAUCCAAUAGAGGUUCAAUCAGAGCAGCACUAGAGGAUGCACCCCUCAUCCAUCAUGCAUCCCAACCCAUGUAUGCGCAACAGUCACAGCCUAUGCAAGUCAAACAAACACCCUUAGAUAAACUUAGAGAACCAUUACAGCAGCAACAAGAACAAGAACAACAAAGAGUCAAUGUGAUAGGUAGAUCAAAAAAGAGAAAUGUAUGCAUCGGCAUGAUUAGUACAGAUAUUGUCGUAGAAAAACACCCUUUGAUCCUUAUCCGCGAUCAUAAUUUCGAAAUUGUCACAAUGGAAUCAGAAGGACGUCUUAACAAUCAAAACUACUCCUUCCGUGUCAUUUCUCGUAGUGUACCCAAGAAAUUCUAUGGUUGGAUUCCAUUUAAAGAUACCAAGGUAUUAGGUCCCUUAGUUGAUCACCGUUUGAUUUGGUGGGAUACAGUGAUUCCUCGAGGCAAAGCCAAUCAUACACGUACACCUAUUUACGUGAUUCUGUAUUGUCAACCGGAUAUGGUAGCCACUCUCUCAAAAUAUCUGAUGUCACAGCACGUGUUUCUCAAGACACCACCUUUUUACAACCCUGAAUGUCGAUUACAUAACCCACAUGCGUAUCUUAUUCCAAGUGAUGUUGCGAGGAUACCCAAAAAGAAACGACAGUUAUCGAGUGUGAAUUCGUUUGGUGUGAUUGAAAUCUUGAGUGAUGAUGAAGAGAAUGAGUUACAUGAAGAUGAUCCAAGUUAUGUAGAAGGCAUGACAGUCAGGUUGAUGGAGCAUCAGAUUCAAGGUGUGGGUUGGAUGAUGGAUAGAGAAAACAACAAGUCAAGCCAAGGUGGUAUCCUUGCUGAUAUGGGCUUAGGUAAGACCAUUCAAACAAUUGCCCUGAUCUUGUCGACUUUAAAGUCAGAAGAUCAAGCAACUUCAGAGCACCGAAUGACGUUGAUUGUGACACCACUUUCACUACUUCAACAAUGGGUAGAUGAAAUCAAGAACAAGACAGAGACCAAUACAUUGCGUGUGCUUAAACACCAUGGAGCCAAUCGUAUCAAGGAUCCCUGUCUUUUUCACAACUAUGAUGUAGUUGUGACUACCUAUCAAGUCUUGGCUUCUGAUAUGGGUGAAAAAAAAACAAGCAUUCGCAUCAAAAAGAACAAAGAUGGACUGGAUGAUUUUGUGAUAGAUGAAGAAGAAGAAGACAAGAUCAAAUCUGCUUGUGAUUUACCUCUUGCAUGGCAAAAACUAAAAAAGGGCUAUGGUGCACUAUUUCAAGUCAACUGGUAUCGUGUGGUGCUUGAUGAAGCUCAGCAAAUCAAGAACAGGACGACCAAAGCUUCUUUAUCGUGUGCUGAACUUUCUUCUGUCAAACGGUGGUGUUUGACGGGUACACCGAUCCAAAACAAUGUGGAUGAACUCUAUAGUCUUCUGAGAUUUCUCAAGAUUCAACCCUUGGCUGACUAUAACAGUUUUCGACACAAUAUCACCAACCCCAUUCAUGCUGGAGAUUCUCAACGUGCGAUGGAACGAUUAAAAGCAGUGUUGAUGGCAGUCAUGUUAAGGCGUACAAAGAAUGUUCUGAAAGAAGAAGAUGGUCUGGUCGAUGUGAGGGUAGAAGAUGAACUCAAGGCAGCAGCCAAUCUUCAGCUUCCAAACAAACAAAGACAGGAUCUCAUGCUCAGGUUGACUGAACCUGAAAAAGCCUUGUAUGACAACAUUAUUGCUCGAGGUAAAAGUAAUCUACAGGCCUUGUUUGACAAACAGCAUGGUGCUUAUGCCAGUGUGCUUUAUUUACUGCUUAGAUUACGCCAAGCAUGUGAUCAUCCUCAACUUAUUCUAAAAGAGUUUGAUAAAGAUAGUCUAGAUAUUGAGUCAGAUGUCAACUUGAAUGACGAUGUGAUCAACAAGUGUCAAUUAUGCGGCAGGCCUGAUGUAUUGCGUGUGUGUACAGAAUGUGGAGAAACCAGUAGUGUCUCGCUCCAGAGCGAAACAUUCAAAUCAAGCACAAAAGUCAACAAACUGAUUGAGAUUCUAAAGGAAACUCGAGAAAACAAUCCUGGUGAGAAAACCAUUGUGUUUUCUCAGUUUACUUCCAUGUUGGAUCUGAUUGAAAACCCCUUAAGAGAACAUGGAUUUCAUUUCUGUCGUUAUGAUGGUUCUAUGUCUGGCAAUACAAGAGAGAGAAACCUGGAUAGUUUAAGAUAUGAUCCAACUUGCACAGUCAUGCUGAUAUCAUUAAAAUGUGGAUCAUUAGGUUUGAAUCUUACUGCAGCCAAUCGAGUGAUUCUGAUGGAUAUCUGGUGGAAUCCAGCAUUAGAAGAACAAGCUAUUGAUAGAGUACAUCGUAUUGGUCAAAGACUACCCGUUUAUGUCACCAGAUUGAUUGUGGAUGACACAGUAGAAUUAAAGAUCAUGGCCUUACAGAAUGAAAAAGCACAAUUAACUAAGGGUGCUAUUGGGGAUGGACUGGUCAAGUCAACCAAAUUAACUGCAAAUGAAAUUAGAAAACUAUUUGACUUGUAGACCUGUCGAUCCUUCUAUGUAUUCUUUCUUCUCUUUAUAGAAUAUCACUUGUUACACUUUGUAUUUAUAUGCCCACACGGAACAUUCUGAUCGAAUGAUCCAAUGAGGUUAUGCCCAAAAAGGAAAUUGAUGACCAAUCAGUUUAAUAGAAAGAAUAAAUGGGCGAUCUCUCUCUUUUUUUUUUAAAAUAAGUAGUUUGCUCUUAUUUUGUACA
Gilbertella persicaria is the source of this 3094-nucleotide messenger RNA. RefSeq names its product SNF2 family N-terminal domain-containing protein. Gene Ontology annotation, molecular function: ATP binding; ATP-dependent chromatin remodeler activity. The record is from RefSeq and is a predicted model, not a curated record. Bases 271 to 2880 code for a protein of 869 amino acids. The transcript is spliced from 10 exons. Lineage: Eukaryota; Fungi; Mucoromycota; Mucoromycetes; Mucorales; Choanephoraceae. Gene Ontology annotation, cellular component: cytoplasm.